AACACGACGUCGUGCAUAUAGACGAUUCGGUAACAUUCUGUUCGGCCCAUUCGGAAUUCACUAUGGAAUAUACUGAUAGCAACGACAGCAAUAAAGGAACGGAUUCUUUUGAAGAUUUAAUGACGUUUGUAGACGAAGAUGGACACGUUGACAGUAGUGCAGUAACCCAAGUGUACAUAGAGAGACUAGGAUCUCAAUCUAAAGAUGACCAAAAUCAAGUGGCCGAUUCAGGGUCAGAUUCCAUCCCUCCAUGUAUGGGGAACUGUCAAAAUGAAAAUUCUCUUUCAACCAUCGAACAUGAAGGGUAUAUACAUAAUACAAUAUCUGACGACCAGAUAUUGAUGACCUUAAACCCCGGAAAUGAGAGGAUGCCAAUCAACCCAUCACAUGCUAUCAUAACACUGGAGACACAAGACCCAUACACUAAUGCAAAGGAAGUAAAGAGGUUUAAAUGUAACUUCCAAGACUGUUCAAGAACUUACAGUACCCCUGGCAACCUGAAAACACAUCUGAAAACCCACCGAGGAGAGUAUACCUUUGUAUGUGACCAACAUGGCUGUGGGAAGGCCUUCCUCACUUCAUACAGUCUAAAAAUACAUGUACGAGUACAUACAAAAGAAAAACCUUAUGAAUGCGACAUCACUGGCUGUGAGAAGUCUUUCAACACACUUUAUAGGUUACGUGCUCACAAACGUCUUCAUUCUGGGAAUACUUUCAACUGUGAUGAGAGUGGAUGCACAAAGUACUUUACAACUUUGAGUGACCUUCGUAAACACAUUCGUACACACACUGGCGAGAAACCUUAUGUAUGCAAUGAAACAGGAUGUCAAAAAGCUUUUGCUGCAAGUCACCAUCUAAAAACACAUUCUCGAACUCAUUCAGGCGAGAAGCCAUACACAUGUUCCCAGGAGGGAUGUAACAAGUCUUUCACAACCAACUACAGCCUCAAGUCUCACAAGAACAGACACGAAAAGGGUGGAGUACAGUCAGAUCCAUCAGGGACACAGGAAGCAGGAGAGACGCGGGACAGUGGAGGAGGGACCAUGACAGCUGAACAGCUAUUCAACACAAUCUAUGUGAACCCGACAAGUACAGACCAUGUAAGCCUGGAUGAGUCCACCCUGCAGCAGACGGAUGUAGUACCAGGUUUACAAACAGUUCCUGUUCAAGAAAUACUGCAGCCAGUGAUUCCUGUAGUGGAUACUGGUGCAGCAGGAGCUGCCACUCCCUCCGAGGGUUGUGGGUGUGUCCAGCAUGUUAUUCUCAACCAGUCAACUAUACCCACCCUCUCCGAUCCAGCCACAGACUUCCUUCUUCCCAGCAGUCUCAGCAGCUCCACACCCACAGGCACACUUCCUGUCAGCAACAACAUCCAAGAGGACGUAACCCAGCCCCAGAAUAUUGUCCCAGCCCCAACAACAGAGGCUCCAGUGCACCUCCAGAUUCAGACAGCUUCAGGCAGCACGGUUCCAGUCAGUCAGAUCUUUGUGCCAGUGGUUUCCAACACGGACAAGGGUCCAGUCAUAGAGCUUGUGCCACUUCAGAACAGCAUUUCAGUGUCUGAUGAUAGCCGCACCUGAGAUGCCAUGUGAACCCAACACUGCUUUAAAAGUUUUACCUUUUUGUGGAGUUUAUGUGUGUGAUAAUUUUCAUAUUCACAGGACAAAUCAUGUCCCAAGACAAUGUGUGCAUAUUGCUAUGUCUGUCAGUUGGGGACAGUUGCCUGCCUUGUGCACUGCAGCCAUCAUCAUCUGUGUUAAUACCUACCAUCAGCACAAUUCUUAUUUUGCCAAAUCUGAAAAUCAAAGUGAACCAUUCAUCAUAAACUGUCUUUCUCUUCUGGGUGAAUGGUUUCUUGUGUUCCAAUACUGAUGGUGUGUGUACAUACAGCCAAAAUAAUAACUAUCCUCUGACUUCCUGAUUAAUCUACUCACACAUGUCAUUUGAAAUAUCAUCUUGAUUCAUUUGCAGUCUCUUUGUUUGGAUGUAAGGGUCAAUAAGAACAUCCUUCACUGCCGGAACCAACCACUUUCUACCCCCCUGGUGCAUAGUCACCAAAAAUCAUAUCUUCACUCUAAUCUGAUUUUUGCAUGAAAAUAUAAGAAGAAAUGUUAUGGGAGCUUUCCAGUCAGACAAUCCUCUUCAAGGCUAAGAAAUUCUUGGUACAAGCAAAUAUUCACACAUAGAGGUAAUCUCUUUCCCCACUCCUCCACGUCAAGCUGGACACAGGCUGUGCCUUUCUCCUGUCAUUAAUGGGCAAUCAACAUGACUUCUCUACAGUGUGUGGUCCUGUGUAUUUUGUUCUAGUUGCCAAGGACUUUACUCCUACAGGGCUAAACAGGGCUCCUUUUAGGGAGUUGUGAAGUAUUAGUGUGAUGUCUCAUUGCAAAUUCAAAUUGAUCAACUUCACAAGUAUAUGUAUUGCACAUUUAUUGAAGUUGGUCAUAGCAACAUUAAAACAAAGCUCCCUUGCAA
Molecule: messenger RNA, 2475 nt
Organism: Haliotis rubra (blacklip abalone)
Lineage: Eukaryota; Metazoa; Mollusca; Gastropoda; Lepetellida; Haliotidae
Product: metal regulatory transcription factor 1-like
Exons: 9
Coding region: 63-1580 (505 amino acids)
Biological process (GO): regulation of transcription by RNA polymerase II
Cellular component (GO): nucleus
Source: RefSeq, a predicted model, not a curated record